This is a messenger RNA of Aspergillus eucalypticola CBS 122712, 1069 nucleotides long. Its product is annotated as alpha/beta hydrolase. The record is from RefSeq and is a predicted model, not a curated record. Lineage: Eukaryota; Fungi; Ascomycota; Eurotiomycetes; Eurotiales; Aspergillaceae. The coding region runs from base 128 to 1069 and encodes 313 amino acids. Gene Ontology annotation, molecular function: hydrolase activity. The transcript has 2 exons.
GUCUGUUCUCCUUUACAGACCCUUACCCAAUUUCAAUUUACUUCGCUUGUUUUUGAUGGGCUAGCUAGCUAUUUGGAGUUGCCUAAAAGGAAACAGUAUUCACUCUGCACCACACAUUUGAGAAGGGAUGCCUUUAGCACCCGAAAUUCAACAAUUCAUAAACGGCUUCAAAGACCGGUGGGACGGGUCAGUGAACACUGCUUCUCAGGACUUUUUUGAAGCCCAACAUUUAUCCGUUGGCCCACUGAACCCAGGUCAUUCAAUUAAGUAUGAGAAGAAUGUAAAGUAUGGCCCAGAUCCAAGGCAUCGCUUGGAUGUAUUCUGGCCAGCAGAUGCUACCUCAACAAGCGCGGCUCUGCCUGUUGUCGUCUACUUUCAUGGCGGUGCAUUUAAACUGGGCGACAAUUCUAUUACUCCGCACAUGCACGCAAAUAUCGGUCGAUUUUUCGCAUCCCACGGUAUGAUCGGCGUCUUGGGAACUUACCGGCUACUGCCAGAAGCUCGGUUCCCAGACGGGCAGGACGAUGUCGCCUCUGCUCUCUCGUGGCUGCAUGACAAAGUGCAUCAGUAUGGAGGCAACCGAAAAGCCAUCUUCGCGCUUGGCCAAAGUGCAGGUGGAGGCCACCUCGCCAUGGCACUUUUCUCGGGAAACCUAAAGUCGGACCAAGGACAGAGUCUGGUGCGCGGCGUCCUGCUUCUCAGCGCGGCGUUGAAGUAUGACCUAUCUAAGAAGGGUCGACGCGAGAGCAUGGAACAGUAUUAUGGAACGACGGACCAUAGUUUUAUUCAAUCCCGAUCGGCGUACGGUAUGUUCCAGGAUUUGCCGCCCGUUGAAGAUGCGAAUGUGGCUUCCGUGCCGACACCCGAGCUGUUUUUGAUGCUGGCGGAGUGGGAUUUCGAGGAGUGCGUACAAGGAAACUUGGACUUUGCAAGGCUGUAUGCUGAGCGUCGCCGUCGUCUCCCUCGGUUUGAGGUGUUGCCUGGUCAUAAUCAUGUUAGCUAUGCAUUGUCUAUCGGCUUGCCAGGAGACGAGGUUGGACCGAAGAUUGCGGAUUGGUGCAUGCGAUAA